Gracilinanus agilis (Agile Gracile Mouse Opossum) is the source of this 1480-nucleotide messenger RNA. It is a transcript of the gene PTAR1, whose product is annotated as protein prenyltransferase alpha subunit repeat containing 1. Gene Ontology annotation, biological process: protein prenylation. Bases 1 to 1293 code for a protein of 430 amino acids. The record is from RefSeq and is a predicted model, not a curated record. Gene Ontology annotation, cellular component: cytoplasm. NCBI's taxonomy places the organism in Eukaryota, Metazoa, Chordata, Mammalia, Didelphimorphia, Didelphidae. The transcript is spliced from 7 exons. Gene Ontology annotation, molecular function: protein prenyltransferase activity.
AUGGCAGAGUCGACCGAGGAGGUGGCAGUGCUGGUGCAGCGGGUGGUGAAGGACAUCAACAACGCCUUCAAGAGGAAUCCGCACAUAGAUGAAAUAGGACUAAUUCCCUGCCCUGAAGCUCGAUACAACCGGAGUCCAAUAGUCUUGGUUGAAAAUAAACUUGGUGUGGAGAGUUGGUGUGUCAAGUUUCUUUUGCCAUAUGUUCACAACAAGCUUCUCCUCUAUAGGCAAAGAAAGCAGCGACUAAACAAAGAUGAAUUGAUAGAUGUCACAUGUACCCUGCUACUUCUAAACCCAGACUUUACCACUGCAUGGAACGUGAGGAAAGAGCUAAUCCUAUCUGGCACUUUAAAUCCAAUUAAGGACUUGCAUCUGGGAAAACUGGCCUUAACUAAGUUUCCGAAGAGUCCAGAAACAUGGAUUCACAGGAGAUGGGUGCUACAACAACUAAUUCAGGAAAACUCCUUACCCACUUUUGUGAAGAAAGAGAACUUGGCAACAUUUCCCAUGGAAAGAGUACAGCGAAUAGUGCAAGAGGAGAUCGAGGUCUGUGGUGAAGCUGCUGGAAGAUACCCAAGUAACUAUAAUGCCUGGUCUCAUCGCAUCUGGGUUUUGCAAAACUUGGCAAAGCUGGAUAUCAAGAUUCUUCUUGAUGAGCUAUCUUCCACCAAACAUUGGGCAUCGAUGCAUGUUUCAGAUCACAGUGGAUUUCACUACCGCCAAUUCUUAUUGAAAUCUUUGAUAAGCCAAACUGUGACCGACAGUACUGUAUUGGAACAAAACCCUUUGGUAAGUGAACAUAUCUCAGAUCUUCCAAAAGAUGAUGAUGAAGAUACCUCUGCAGAGCACCACAGAGUGGUGGAUCUUUCCCAUCUCCUAGAGGAAGAAGUUGAAUUCAGCACAGAUCUCAUUGAUAACUACCCAGGACAUGAAACACUCUGGUGCCAUAGGCGGCAUGUGUUCUACCUUCAGCACCACUUAAACAGUAAGCUUCCUCACAGCCUGAUGCGACUAUCACCCAUGGACAGCAGUGGAGGGACUUUAAAUGAUUUACAUCUCAGCCCGGCAGUCACUCACAUGACUCAGGCCAUGGAUGUGGAUGGCUUAAAUGACUCUAACAAGCAAGGCUAUUCCCAAGAAACUAAGCGCCUAAAAAGGACACCAGCUCAGGACUCUCUUGGCAUAGAAAUGGAGCACAGGUUUAUUGAACAAAUUUUGUCUACCUGCCGAAAUGUAGAGCAAGCCAGAUUUGCUAAUGCUUAUAGGAAAUGGCUGGUUACUUUGAGUCAGUAAAAGAGAUGGAAAAGUCCUUCAGGGGUUUACUUUUAGUGAAAUAUUACUUUCUUUCUUUUCCUUUCUUACACAGUUGCAUGUACUGGUUCUUGUAUUGGCCCUUCACCCUUUAUGAUCAAUUUUAAGGUUUGCAGGAAAACUCUUUUGUGUUAUUUAUUUUGUUAGUAACUGGCAAUUCUUUUGUGGA